AUGUAUCGGUAUCUUUUCCGGAGGGACCAGACGCAGGCCAAGAAGCGGGCCAAUAACGUGGCGAACCAGGUCAGGGGCAUCUUUCGGCUGCGCAUGCGUGCGAGCAUGGUCACCUACGCGCAGAAGGUGCACCGCACGGGGGCCCAGCCCGCGCUGAUCUACGGGCGCCAGGUCCCCAGCACGGUGCGCCUGCGCAGGCAGGCCAGCAAAGUCAUUGCGGGCAAGGGUUCCGGAAGAUGCCUGACCACAACUUGGGCGCUGCUGAUGGGCGGCAGCGAAUUUGGGCUGGCGUGGCAGUCGGACGUCGACGAGCUGUGGAGGGUGAGCGAAGGACCCGAUGAGAUCGACGACGCCGAGUUGCUGGAGGAAGUGGCGGCCAACAUCAAGCGCGCGCAGCGGCCAAGCGGCGCCUGGCCCGACUGCAACGGGACGGUGACCAUAGCGCUUGGGCGCUGCAACCGCGGCAGCAGGAACGAGGCCUCGCAGGCACAGGCUUGUGCCCGCGCUGCGGACAGCAGAUGGACUCGGCACGAGUACCCUGAGGGCGCCGCGGACUUCGUGUGCCGCGCGGGCUGCUGGGAUGAGGUCGAAUUCCAGCGCGGGCCCGACGGAUUCUUCGACGUCUUCGGGGAUGGCUGGGGGGGGGCGGAGCUGUGGGCCUUUCUCCUGGCGCUGAGAAACACGCGGGGCAACUUGCGCUACCGCGCGGACGACAUGCCGCUGGUGACGGGCUGUGCCCGCGGUCGACAGCGGCAGCCGCCGCAAGGCACGAACGCGGACCUGUGGCUCGCCAUGCGGGAGACCGUGAGUGAGAGUGGUUAUUCUAGGUCGGCCCGUGCCAAUUUGGACUGCACGGCGCUCGACACUAUCAGGCCGGAGUCGGAACGCAAUUGCCCGAGAGCGUGCAAGCAGGAACACUUCGACUGGGCGGUGGACGAGGUAUUCGCCGGGGCUUCGGGCGUGCAGGACGAGGGGCUCGCGGCGUUGUACGUCGAGUGGGCGGGCCUCUUCCUGGCGAGGCGCGCCCUCUGCGCCGAGGAGCUCGCGCGGCUGCUCCGCGCCUGCACGGCCACCACCGUGCUGCAGCGGCGGCUGCGGCGGUCCGCGCUCCUGGCGCGGCUCGUGCGGGAGUCGAGCGCGGAGCUGCAGAUGUGCGUCGCGACUGUGCUGGCGGCCUUCGCCGACUUCGCCUGCUCCGCCUCUGUCAAGGAGCUGCGCUCCUUCUGCCUCGGCGCCCGGGAGCUGCUCAUGGCCGCGCUGCUGCCCCAGCUCGCCCGCUGCGCGCCCGAGGUGCAGCAGUAUGUGGUGAAGGCCAUCGACUCUGGUGAGGUCUGA
Prorocentrum cordatum is the source of this 1335-nucleotide messenger RNA. The record is from the annotation of a GenBank genome assembly. NCBI's taxonomy places the organism in Eukaryota, Dinophyceae, Prorocentrales, Prorocentraceae.